Molecule: messenger RNA, 1710 nt
Organism: Leishmania braziliensis MHOM/BR/75/M2904
Lineage: Eukaryota; Euglenozoa; Kinetoplastea; Trypanosomatida; Trypanosomatidae
Exons: 1
Coding region: 1-1710 (569 amino acids)
Cellular component (GO): Set1C/COMPASS complex
Source: RefSeq, a predicted model, not a curated record
AUGGACAGCGCCUACUUGAAAAACCAUGUGGGGAUGCUCCUGGCGAAGGGUAUUGCAGAGACGGUCACCGCGCAGCCCAGCAACCCGCAAGAGUACCUUGCCCUCUACCUCCUCCACCAGCUCCAGGAGGAGGAGCGCAAGACAACGGCCGCAGCGCACAAGCGUAAGGUGAAUGAGCUUCGGGAGGAGUGGUGCCAGAAGCGAGCGUUACGUGAGAAGUCGGCCGUUGACGUGAUCCAGCGCUGUUUCCACCGCUUCCAGAAACGCCUUCACACAAAGCGAGUCGCUGAGGAGGAGCUGCAGGAGAUGUACGAAGCGGCCGAGGCCGAGGCGGAGGAGCUGCUGGACGAGGAGGCCGCAAUUAAGGCUGCGAAGGGCGACGAGGACACUGAAGAGGAUGGUGCGGGUGCGGCGUCGGAGAGGCACUCGGGCUCACUCGCUGCCGCAGCGCUGGAGGAGAAGGAGACCGUGAUGAGCGAGGCCCGUAGAGAGUUUUUCAAGUCUCAGCGCUUCCUGCUGACCCUCUCCAAGAGUGCGGUGGGCCAGCUCAAGCACAAGCUGGAGGACGAGGCGGAGCGCGUGCGCAUUGCGCAGGACAUCACACUCGGUGCCUACCACCGCGCCGCUGCUCAGGAGGCUGCGCUCGUGGAGGCGAUGACCACACCUUCCAUGGCAAAUGCCGCACCUGUGCUCUCCCCCGCCGCGGCGGAGCUAGCGGAGCGCCUCGCUGAACAUCGCGACCACCGCUUCAUCUGUGUCCCGUACGUCAACUACCUUGUUUUUCGCUGCGUGUGCUACCUCCUGCUCAACACCACACCCAAGGCGACGAACACAGCCGCAAAAGUGGCCGCGCUGCUGAAGCCCUCGGUGCUGGUGCAGCAGCUACGCGCCUUCAACCCUGUGGCCGCGUACGACCGCGGGGUAGCGUUGAAGUUGGAGCGACUUGUGCCAGAACUGAGCUCGGCAACCGGCGGUGACGAGGACAUGGACGAGGGCAAUGGCGAGGGGCGCCGCAAGGAGAGCGACGCGCUUGCAGAGGAGGGCUCCAGCGUUCCGUUCACGCAGCCGAUGACACGUCAGGUGCGCCGCGCCGCGCGUGUGCUGCGGACCUGCUGGCUGGAUGGAGAGUACCAGUGCGAGGUCGACCCGGAGGAGUUUUACACGGAGGAGAUGCUCGAAGAGGAUUCCGCCAAGGCGGAGGUCGACGGCGACGAGAACGCACUGAAGCAGAAGCUCAUUCCGACGCUGGCAGAUGAGAUUGAGGCAGCAGCCAAGGCACGCGAGCGUGUGGCGGAGCUGCGCAGCAUCGUCGAGGCGCAGGUGAAGCAGCGUGGGGGUAUUGUGAUGUAUGGCCUACUGCGCUUUGUGUCCGCCGCUGUGGCGUACCGCCAAGCACGCGAUGCCAUCGUGCAGCAGCGACAAGAGAUGGGGCUGCCGAUGGAUAACUUGGAUGAGCUGCCCGAGGAUGAGGCCGAGGACCCUAUGAACGACGAGGCACUGAUAGAUGAGGAAACCGGUGAGCUGGAUGUGGCGGGCGUGCAGGUGCUGCAGGAGCGCAUCGGCGUGGACACGGAGGAGGCGCUAGCGAAGACGUGGGAGGCCCGCGACCGACGUCAGCGCGAGGCAUACUCGAUGAAGGCGAUCAGCCUGCAGCAGCAGCUCGACGCUAGUGAAGAGGACGAGGAAGAGGACGAGGGCGAAGGCGCGUGA